Molecule: messenger RNA, 336 nt
Organism: Staurois parvus
Lineage: Eukaryota; Metazoa; Chordata; Amphibia; Anura; Ranidae
Source: the annotation of a GenBank genome assembly
UCCCUCAGUCCCGUGGUGUGUCCGCCACAGCUUGUUUCACCGGCUGUCCUGUAUUCCAGGAGGCCGGCAUCUUCAGUGUGGGCACCGGGCUGUGAUAGCUCGCGGCUUCACAGCCGGGUGCCCACUGCACAUGAGCGAGUAGCGCUGCGCUUCGUGAAUUAUCCUGUAGUCUUCUGGGACCUGUCAUGUGUCCCAAAAGACUACAGGGAGGGAGGGAAAGGGAGGGAGGACAGCUUCCGCUUCUGAUCACCUAGGUGAUCGGACUGGAAGUGGGAGCGGGUACCUGUCAAAUUCAGGUACCCGCUCCCCAAAGGUGUCAAUCCUUAAUGGGGAGCA